AAUAUUAUAGAAAAGUGUUGUGUACAUCUAGCAACAUGAGAAAUACCUUGUUAAUAUUGGGUUGUUUCGUUGCAGCGACCGCGUUAACUUCAGCAUACUCUGUUAAAAAAGAUUGCGGUAAGCAUGACUCGAGAAAUAGAUUGAUAGCAAACAUUAUUAAAGUCAUCCAACAAAAGGAAACGGCUUUGUUCCAAUACUUUUACCGCAAACAUGCUUCAAAAUCCAUAUCAGUAACGGGAGUAUUAGAAUUUAUUGCAAAAACGCUCCAUGCAUUAUAUAAACCACACGAUGCUGCAAGAACAUUAAAAACUCUUGGUUUGGAUAAUAUAGAACAGGCGAUAGAAAUUACACGUUUUAUAGUAGACGAAAUCGAGAAAUGUUCAAAUGUGCAUCAAAAAUACGAAGUAUAUGCUGAUAGAAGUAACCGAUUUAGAAAUUCUUAUAAAAAUAACUUGGCGGAUGUGUGCCGUGGUGAAACUAAGUAUAUAGACUAUAAUAAUGACCGAGAAGUGGAUUAUUAUAUCAACAAAUGGUUUUCGUCUCCGGAAAAUCAAGAUGGUAGAGUAAGAAACCGCUGUUUCAAAAGGAAUGGUAUUGUAUUCUCAGCAAGUUUUAAUUUAAUCGCCAGUUUUGAUAAUAAUGUCGACAAUACGCUAAGAAAUACACACGUCAAUUACCGUUUCAAAAACGGCGCAGUAUCGCGAAUGCCAGCUCUAUCAGGAAUAUUUGAGGUGUUGUACUUCGAAGAUAAGAAAAUAAAUGCGCAGUUCAUACAAAUUAGUAUAAACAAAGGAGAUGGUCACGUGAUUUACGGCUUACCCCAAAAUAGAAAAGAUCUGCCUCUUGUGAUCGAAAAACUAAGUAACGAAACACAAAGAAAUAUUUUGAUUAAAUCUAUGAAACGGAUGAACGUUGAGAUUACAUCGAUUAUCGGAGCAGCAUUCAUGAAAAACGGCAUGGAACAAUAUUUCAUCAGUCAGGGUAUAACUCUUAAUGGCUAUACUAAUGUACUCCAAGGAAGUACUGCCAACGUCAACGCUAUAGUACAAAACAUCAACAUUACUUUGCAAGAAGUGAAGCCACAGAGUCCCUACCCAUCAUCACACUUACAGGGAAGGAAUAAGUGCCGUACUAAAUUCAUAAUUAAUAGCGCAGUGGUGUAUAAAAUUGCGUUAACAAAAUAUAACAUACCUUAUGGAUUUGGGUUAUAUGAUUUUGCCAAACACGGAGAAUUCAACUGAACACCUCGUGUCUUUUUUCCGAAGAGCAUCAUUUGUGUGUUGUGUGCUUUUGAUUGAUAAAUAAAUAUUUUGUGGUAUUCA
Molecule: messenger RNA, 1322 nt
Organism: Manduca sexta (tobacco hornworm)
Lineage: Eukaryota; Metazoa; Arthropoda; Insecta; Lepidoptera; Sphingidae
Exons: 10
Coding region: 36-1241 (401 amino acids)
Source: RefSeq, a predicted model, not a curated record